This is a messenger RNA of Ipomoea triloba (trilobed morning glory), 3152 nucleotides long. Its product is annotated as receptor-like protein kinase 7. The transcript is spliced from 2 exons. NCBI's taxonomy places the organism in Eukaryota, Viridiplantae, Streptophyta, Magnoliopsida, Solanales, Convolvulaceae. The record is from RefSeq and is a predicted model, not a curated record. Gene Ontology annotation, molecular function: protein binding; ATP binding; protein kinase activity. Bases 170 to 3094 code for a protein of 974 amino acids. Gene Ontology annotation, biological process: protein phosphorylation. Gene Ontology annotation, cellular component: plasma membrane.
GGCCGACAACAGCCAUGGUUUUUCUUCACAUGAAAAGUACUGAGGAAAGUGAAAGGAAAUGGGAGUAUGAUCUGCACUCUUCUCAAUUUGGGUUUCUUCUAACCCGUCUUUUCCUUUUCCACACUCCGAAGUCCAAAAUUUCUCAACUCGUCAAACCAAACCGUCAGAGAUGGCGGCGGGUGAAAUUUUCCGGCCAAAUCUUAGUUCCCUUUCUCUCCUAUGUUUCUUUACCUUAUUCUUUUUCGUUGCCACCUCCGACGAGCUCCAAUCGCUUCUAGCGUUAAAGGCCUCCUUCCAGAACGCCGGAACCAGCGUGUUCGAUAACUGGAAUUCUAGUACCCCGCCUUGUAAAUUCGCCGGAAUUACCUGUAACUCCGAUGGUUCAGUCAGAGAAAUCGAGCUUUCCGGCCAAGGCCUGUUCGGGUCUAUUCCGUUUGACUCAAUUUGCUCUUUGGGAUCUUUGGAGAAGCUCGCUCUCGGGUACAACUCACUUUCCGGCCGGAUCUCCGACGACCUGAAUAAAUGCGUUGGCCUGAAGUAUUUGGAUCUUGGGAACAAUUUGUUUUCCGGGUCGAUUCCCGACAUGUCGGCGCUUAGUGAGCUGACACAUUUGUACGUGAAUCGCAGCGGAUUUUCCGGGAAAUUUCCGUGGAAUUCGCUUGAAAAUGUUACGAAGCUGGAGGUUCUUAGCAUCGGAGAUAAUCCGUUCGAGAAGACUCUGUUCCCGGAAGUGAUUACGAAGCUUACUCGUUUGAAUUGGCUGUACCUAUCGAAUUGCAGUCUGGAAGGAAAGAUUCCAGAAGGGAUUGGAAACCUCACGGAGCUGAUCGAUUUGGAGCUGUCUAUGAACUAUCUUUCCGGCGGAAUUCCCGCCGGAAUUUCGAACCUUCGGAAACUUUGGCAGCUCGAACUUUACAGCAACUAUCUCACCGGGAAGCUACCGGCUGGGUUUGGGAACCUAACGAACCUGGAAUUUCUAGAUGCUUCCACGAAUUAUCUCUACGGUGAUCUCUCCGAGAUCAGGCACUUGACCCAACUGGUAAGUCUGCAACUUCUUGAAAAUCAUUUUUCCGGCGAGGUACCGGCGGAAUUGGGGGAGUUCAAGAAACUGGUGAACUUGUCUCUCUACACCAAUAACCUCUCCGGCCAGCUCCCUUCAAAGCUGGGCUCGUGGGCAGAGUUUGAUUUCAUCGACGUCUCGGAAAAUUUGUUCACCGGACCAAUUCCGGCGGAGAUGUGCAAACAGGGGAAAAUGAGAGAGCUCUUGAUUCUCCAAAACAACUUCACCGGGGAAAUUCCUAAUAACUAUGUGAAUUGCAAAACCCUAAGGCGUUUCCGGGUAAGCAAGAAUUCCCUUUCCGGCAAAAUUCCGUCUGGAAUUUGGGCACUGCCAAACGCAGAUAUCAUUGAUAUUUCAAAUAAUGGAUUUGAAGGUUCCAUUAGUUCUGAUAUCGGAAGAGCAAAGUCGUUGAGUCAGUUGUGUCUUCAAAACAACAAAUUGUCAGGCGAUUUGCCGCCGGAAAUUUCAGGGGCUUCUUCUUUACAUUCAAUUGAUUUGAGCAACAAUAAGUUUUCCGGCGAAAUCCCCGCAACAAUAGGAGAACUGAAACAUCUCGACAGCCUUUAUUUACAGAACAACAAUUUCAUUGGAUCAAUUCCAGAGACAUUAGGCUCCUGUGUCGAACUUAGCGACAUAACCAUAGCUAAAAAUUCUCUCACCGGUCCAAUUCCGGCCACGCUCGGAUUUCUCCCGACUCUAACAUCCUUAAACUUGUCCGAUAAUCACCUCUCAGGCCAAAUUCCGGGGACUUUAUCUUCUCUAAAGCUCAACCUCCUCGAUCUUUCAAACAACCAGUUGUCAGGUCCCAUCCCAGAUUCUCUUUCCAUUGCAGCUUAUAAUGGCAGCUUCGCCGGAAAUCACGAUCUUUGCAGUAAGAACAUCAAGAAUUUCCGGCGGUGUUCAAAGGAGUUCGAUAAGUCCUAUGUUUUUCACACAAUUCUGCUCUGCUUGAUGGCUGCUUGCAUCACGAUCCUCAUUUCACUGGGAUGUUUCGUAUACUUGAAGAAGAAGAAAAGUAAUCCGAGUGAAAAUCAUGAACUGUCUUUAAAGAAAGCUUAUUGGAACGUUAAGUCUUUCCAUAUAUUAAGCUUCGGAGAAGACGAAAUUCUCGACGCUAUCAAAACAGACAAUUUGAUCGGAAAAGGCGGGUCCGGGAAUGUGUACAGAGUCGUGGUCGGGAACGGCACGGAAUUGGCGGUGAAACAUAUAUGGAACUCCGACGUUAAUGGCCGGAGGAACCCGGCGACAACCACCCCCAUUCUUCGGAAACGUGCGGCGAAAUCGAAAGAGUUCGAGGCGGAAGUCCAAACAUUGAGCUCAAUUCGGCAUGUUAACGUUGUUAAACUGUAUUGCAGCAUUACCAGCGAGGAUUCGAGUCUGUUGGUCUAUGAAUACUUGCCCAAUGGAAGCUUAUGGGAUCGCCUGCACACCUGCAAGAAAAUGGCGUUGGAUUGGGAGACGAGGUAUGAUAUCGCAGUCGGAGCCGCCAAGGGGUUGGAGUAUCUCCACCACGGCUGUGACCGCCCGGUGAUUCACCGGGAUAUCAAGUCGAGUAACAUUUUAUUGGACGAGUUCUUGAAACCAAGAAUUGCAGAUUUUGGCCUUGCAAAGCUAGUUCGGUCCGAUGUCAUUCACGAUUCAACUCAUGUCAUUGCUGGAACUCAUGGAUACAUUGCUCCAGAGUAUGGGUACACGAACAAAGUAAAUGAGAAGAGCGACGUGUACAGCUUCGGAGUGGUGCUGAUGGAACUUGUGUUGGGGAAAAGGCCAACGGAGGCGGAAUACGGAGAAAACAAUGACAUUGUGAGCUGGGUUAGCAGCAAAUUGUAUAGCAAAGAGAGUGUGUUAAACCUAGUUGAUUCAGAAAUCCGACAACCUUACAAAGAAGAUGCCAUUGAGGUGUUAAGGAUUGCAGUCAUGUGCACGGCCAGGCUCCCAAGUUUAAGGCCUUCAAUGAGGAAUGUGGUCAAAAUGCUGGAGGAUGCGCAGCCGUGCAAUUUGUUGGGAAUUGUUGUUUGUAAACAAGAGUGUUAAUAAUUAUUAAUAAAACGUGAGACAUCAAAUUAUGAAAUAAUAGUUCAAUAAACUGAAA